This is a messenger RNA of Oncorhynchus nerka (sockeye salmon), 1984 nucleotides long. RefSeq names its product importin subunit alpha-1-like. NCBI's taxonomy places the organism in Eukaryota, Metazoa, Chordata, Actinopteri, Salmoniformes, Salmonidae. The record is from RefSeq and is a predicted model, not a curated record. Gene Ontology annotation, cellular component: nucleus; cytoplasm. Gene Ontology annotation, biological process: NLS-bearing protein import into nucleus. Bases 281 to 1858 code for a protein of 525 amino acids. The transcript is spliced from 10 exons. Gene Ontology annotation, molecular function: nuclear import signal receptor activity; protein binding.
ACCGGGUAAGUGCUUGGCAAGUGCUCAUAUUUUAUAGUGUUUGGCAAAUAUUCGGUAGUCGAUAUUCGACUUCUAUAUGUUACUGUUUUACUUUGUUGAUGGGGUUUGCUCGCCACUCUUCCUGGUCACUUGUGACUGAUAUAACUUUAUAUAAAAGGCAAAAACGUGUUCUUGGAUCCUAGCUAGAAAUUCGUAUUAUAAAGCUAAUUGUUGCAUUUCGUUUAGGUGCUCAAAAAAUAUUUCUUUAUCAAACUUCGAGCAUUUAUCAAUUUGCCCAAAAAUGUCUGCUGGCAACGAGAACGGUGUCCGUCUGGACAAGUUCAAGAAUAAGGGAAAAGAUGCAACUGAACUUAGACGCAGGAGAGUAGAAGUGAACGUCGAACUUCGCAAGGCAAAGAAGGACGAUCAGAUCUUCAAAAGAAGAAAUGUCACUACUUUGGUCGACGAGGCAACUUCCCCACUUCAAGAGAAAAGUCAAAACUGUCAAGCCACUCGACAGUGGACCGUGGAGGAGAUUCUUGCUGGUGUGAACAGUAACAACCUUGAUGCCCAGCUCAACGCUACGCAGGCUGCAAGGAAGUUGCUAUCCCGUGAGAGACAUCCUCCCAUUGACCACAUCAUCAGUGCUGGGCUGAUUCCUAAGUUAGUUGCAUUCUUGUGUUUGGAGUCACCCCCUAUCCAGUUUGAGGCUGCCUGGGCUCUAACCAACAUUGCAUCUGGAACAUCUGACCAGACCAGUGCUGUUGUGGAGGGCGGAGCCAUUCCAGCCUUCAUCAGGCUUGUCUUGUCUCCCCACCCACACAUCAGCGAGCAGGCUGUCUGGGCUUUGGGUAACAUUGCAGGUGAUGGGUCGGUCUACAGAGACCAGGUCAUCAAGCAUGGAGCUGUGGCCCCCCUGCUUAGUCUGCUCGCUGUCCCUGAGCUCUCUUUGUUCUCUUCUGGCUACCUGAGGAACAUCACCUGGACGUUGUCAAACUUGUGCCGCAACAAGAACCCGUCUCCCCCUCUGGCAGCCGUGCAGCAGAUCAUGCCCACUCUGGUGCGUCUGCUGCACUAUGAUGAUAAGGAGGUGCUGGCAGACACCUGCUGGGCAUUGUCCUAUCUUACCGACGGGCCCAAUGAUCGCAUUGAGGUGGUGGUGCAGACUGGCCUGAUCUCCCGCCUGGUGCAGCUGCUUGGCUCUGGGGAGAUCGCUGUUGUGACUCCUUCUCUGCGUGCCAUUGGCAAUAUGGUGAGUGGUACGGAUGAGCAGACUCAGGCCGUGCUGAACGCUGGGGCCCUCUCCAUGUUUCCUGGCCUGCUUCGCCACCACAAGAGUAACAUCCAGAAGGAGGCCUCCUGGACCCUGUCCAACAUCACUGCAGGGAGAGACUCUCAGAUCCAGGAUAUCAUCAAUGCUGGCCUGGUUCCUCUCAUGGUAGAUGUCCUACGCAAGGGUGACUACAAGACUCAGAAAGAGGUAGUUUGGGCAAUAACCAACUUUACCAGUGGGGGCACAGUUGAUCAGGUUGUGUACCUUGUUCAAGCCAAUGUGCUGGAGCCUUUGUUGAAUCUACUCUCAACAAAGGACAGCAAAACCAUCCUUGUCAUCUUGGAUGCCAUCACCAACAUUUUCCUGGCUGGAGAUAAGAUUGGUGAAGCAGAAAGGCUGUGCAUGAUGAUCGAGGAAUGUGGUGGGCUAGACAAGAUUGAAGCUCUGCAGUCCCAUGAGAAUGAGCUAGUCUACAAGGCCUCCCUCAACCUGAUUGAGAAAUAUUUCUCUGGCGAGGAAGAGGAAGACAAAUGUGUUGCUCCAGAAUUGACAACUGAUGGAUAUGCAUUCCAGAUCAGUGAGAACCAAAGAACUUUCAACUUCUAAAUACCACUUUUCCUUUAAUCUCUACUGUAUACUGCCACUGUUUGUCCUCUAAUAAUGGACUUCCAUUGUCUGAAAUGUACAUAUGUUUUUAUAAAUGUCUGUAAAUAAAUGUCUUAAAAAUUUCAA